Molecule: messenger RNA, 2269 nt
Organism: Calypte anna (Anna's hummingbird)
Lineage: Eukaryota; Metazoa; Chordata; Aves; Apodiformes; Trochilidae
Gene: SLC23A1
Product: solute carrier family 23 member 1
Biological process (GO): transmembrane transport
Cellular component (GO): membrane
Molecular function (GO): transmembrane transporter activity
Source: RefSeq, a predicted model, not a curated record
AUGCUUAAUGCCCCAACGACCCUUCGGAGCCGACUUCGUCCCCAGCGGGAGCCAACACGUGCCGGGACGUUGGGCGCCUUCCUGGUAUCACCCAUCACCAGUGUCACACUUGACACCCAGCCCCGCCAUGCCAGGGAUGAUGAUGGUGGCAGCGCUCCCCAGUUUCCACAACCCCCAGCCAAUGGCCACCUCCCAGCCGGGGUGGUGACUAAAGUCCUUCCCACAACCAUAAAACCCCUCGCGCGGUGGACAAUCGCCACCAGGGAACACAUCGCUGCAGGAUGGGGACCCGCUCGGGAGACCUGCUCAGCCCCAGAAUGGGAACUCCACCCUGGCCCCUGCCAGCCCCCAGCACCUCCCUGGGAAGGAGCAGCCCGCAGUGGGCAGGCCCCCUGGGGAAAGCCGGGGAUCAGCUGUGCCCCCUGCACGCCAGGACCCAGGUUGGGCUCUGGGUCUCCCCGGCCAGAGGUGGAUAUGCUCUACAGGAUCGAGGACGUGCCCCCCUGGUACCUCUGCAUCCUGCUUGGCUUCCAGCACUACCUGACCUGCUUCAGCGGCACCAUCGCUGUCCCCUUCCUGCUGGCCGAGAGCCUGUGUGUGGGCAAGGACCAGCUCACCGUCAGCUACCUCAUCGGCACCAUCUUCACGUGUGUCGGCAUCACCACCCUCAUCCAGACCACCGUGGGCAUCAGGCUGCCCCUCUUCCAGGCGAGCGCCCUGGCCUUCCUUGUCCCCGCCAAGUCCAUCCUUGCCCUGGAGAAGUGGCGAUGCCCGCCUGAAGAGCAGAUCUAUGGCAACUGGACGCUGCCUCUUGACACCGCUCACGUCUGGCAGCCCCGCAUGCGGGAGAUCCAGGGGGCCAUCGUGGUGUCCAGCCUGGUGGAGGUGGUCAUCGGGCUGCUGGGGCUCCCCGGGGCACUGCUCAGCUACAUCGGGCCCCUGACCGUCACCCCCACCGUCUCCCUCAUCGGCCUCUCCGUCUUCCAGGCGGCCGGCGAGCGGGCCGGCUCCCACUGGGGCAUCGCUGCGCUGACCAUCUUCCUGAUCAUCCUAUUUGCCCAGUACCUGCGGCACAUCCCCAUCUGCCUGCCCGGCUACCGGCGGGGCCGCGGCUUCGUCCUGCUCCACAUCCACAUCUUCAAGUUGUUCCCAAUCAUCAUGGCCAUCAUGGUGGUGUGGCUGCUCUGCUACCUGCUGACACGCACCGCUGUCUUCCCCAGCGAGCCCGAGGCCUACGGCUACAAGGCCAGGACAGACGCCCGGGGAGAGAUCCUGUCCGUGGCACCCUGGUUUCGGGUCCCCUACCCCUGCCAGUGGGGUCUGCCCACGGUGACCUCUGCAGCAGUGCUGGGCAUGUUCAGUGCCACGCUGGCAGGCAUCAUCGAGUCCAUUGGGGACUACUACUCCUGUGCCCGGCUGGCGGGAGCCCCCCCGCCCCCUGUGCACGCCAUUAACAGGGGCAUUUUCACUGAGGGCAUCUCCUGCAUCAUCGCGGGGCUGCUGGGGACCGGCAACGGCUCAACCUCCUCCAGCCCAAACAUUGGUGUCCUGGGCAUCACCAAGGUGGGGAGCAGGAGGGUGAUCCAGUACGGGGCUGGCAUCAUGCUGGUGUUGGGAACCAUCGGCAAGUUCACGGCACUGUUUGCCUCCCUGCCUGACCCCAUCCUUGGCGGAAUGUUCUGCACCUUAUUUGGCAUGAUCACGGCCGUCGGCCUCUCCAACCUGCAGUUUGUUGACAUGAACUCCUCCCGCAACCUCUUCGUGCUGGGUUUCGCCAUGUUUUUCGGACUGACGCUGCCCAGCUACCUGGAUUCUCACCCCAAGGCCAUUAACACAGGUGUCCCCGAGCUGGACCAGAUCCUGACAGUGCUGCUGACCACAGAGAUGUUCGUUGGGGGCACCAUUGCCUUCAUCCUGGACAACACCAUCCCAGGGACGCAGGAGGAGCGUGGGCUGGUGCAGUGGAAGGCAGGAGCCCACUCAGACAGCAGGUUCCAGUGCCAGCCUGAGGAGCUACGACUUCCCUUCGGGAUGAGCGCGGUGAGGAGGAGCCAGUGGCUGAAGCCACGUGCCCAUCUGCCCCCCUGUUCACCGGGUUUCAAGGCCCGGGAGAAGGGCAGCGAGGCGGCGGCUGCAGACCUGCCAGAUAGUGCAGAUGGGCUCUCUGUCUGCACCAAGGUCUGAGCCAGGGGAGGGCUCAGGCCCCAGUGCUGGAUGCAGCCAAGCCGAGCUCCCACGGGUGCUGUCAGUGUUUGUCAGCACCACCAAG